AUGCAGAUACCAUUACUUCGUCUCCAGUGCGGUGUCAAUAGUUACGAUUGGGGCAAGCUGGGCCAGGAAUCGGCGGCGGCCAAGUAUGCAGCGACCACAGCACCUUCAGACUUCUCUAUAGAGGCUGAGAAGCCAUAUGCUGAAUUAUGGAUGGGCACGCACCCUUCUCUCCCUUCGAAAGACCUCGAGACCCAACGAACAUUGCUGGACCUUGUUCAAGAUAACCAGGCAUUGAUGUCUACUGAAAUCACCGAGAGAUACGGGGGAAAACUUCCUUUUCUUUUCAAGGUGCUGUCGAUUAGAAAAGCCCUCAGUAUCCAGGCGCACCCAAACAAGAAACUUGCGGAGCAAUUACAUGCAAAGGAUCCUCGAAACUAUCCUGAUGAUAACCACAAACCUGAGAUGACGAUUGCCAUCACACCAUUUGAAGGACUUUGCGGCUUUCGGCCAUUGUCCCAGAUUGUGCAUUUCCUCAAAGCUGUCGACCCACUUCGAAAUCUAGUUGGUCAGCAGGCGGCAAGUGACUUCGAGGAAACUGUGAAGGGCUCAGAAGACUCUGAAGAUGAGGCGGUCGUCAAGAAGAAUAGAGACGCUCUGCGUGCGGUUUUCACGUCACUCAUGCAGUCCUCUCAGGAAAGCAUAGAGACUGCCACAAAAGAUCUUGUAGCUGCGGCGGAGAACUCGCCCGCUACAUUCGCUACUGGCGGUAAAGAUCAGGAAAUCACACCAAGUCCGAGAGAACUGGCCGAGCUCGUGAUCCGUCUCAACGAACAGUUUCCGAACGACAUCGGUCUGUUCGUUCUCUUCUUCCUCAAUUACGUCAAGCUGUCUCCUGGUGAGGCGAUGUUUCUUAAGGCAGACGAUAUUCACGCAUACAUUUCCGGCGAUAUCAUCGAGUGUAUGGCAUCUUCUGAUAAUGUCGUCCGUGCUGGUUUUACACCUAAGUUCAAGGAUGUCGAUACCUUGACAAAGAUGUUGACAUAUUCUUAUGCUCCAAUUGAAGAGCAGAAGAUGCAUCCAACGGACUAUCCAUAUGCGACGUUGAACACGGUCUCUUACACCAGCUCUUCUACCGCAAUACUGUAUGACCCUCCAAUUGAGGAGUUCAGUGUUGUGAAGACAGAUCUGAACAGGACGGGAGCAAAGGCGACGUUCGAUCCGAUUCCUGGUCCGAGUAUAUUUAUCUGUACUAAAGGAAAGGGCAAGAUAUCUGUGGGCCCAAAGACAGAAGAGAUCAAGGAAGGCCAUGUCUUCUUUGUAGGAGCAGAUGCAGAAUGCAUCAUUGAGAAUACGGGCAGCGGAGAAGGCGAUGACGAUGUCUUCACUACGUUCAAGGCUUUCUGCGAGCUUACUGGAAAGGAAGACCCGGUAACCGGACACUGA
Messenger RNA from Paecilomyces variotii, 1383 nucleotides. Its product is annotated as mannose-6-phosphate isomerase, class I. NCBI's taxonomy places the organism in Eukaryota, Fungi, Ascomycota, Eurotiomycetes, Eurotiales, Thermoascaceae. Gene Ontology annotation, biological process: GDP-mannose biosynthetic process; carbohydrate metabolic process. The coding region runs from base 1 to 1383 and encodes 460 amino acids. Gene Ontology annotation, cellular component: cytosol. The record is from RefSeq and is a predicted model, not a curated record. Gene Ontology annotation, molecular function: mannose-6-phosphate isomerase activity; zinc ion binding. The transcript has 5 exons.